GGAUUCCUGAUUUUAACCUUGCCGCGUGAAAACGUGUAAAUCAAUUUCAUGAUUGGUCAUAAAAAUAAGCCAAAGCAGCCAAUCAGCACUUCAUAGCUCGUUGAUCUCGCGAACUAGCGGCAGGACAAAUCGUGCACAUCGAAUUAACCGGAAUAACAAUGGUGUCUACUCGUGGCCCGAAAUUUAAAUUCUCCGACGGUGAAAAAGUUUUGUGUUAUGAGCCAGAUCCAACGAAAGCAAAAGUUCUCUAUGAUUCCAAGGUUUUGGAUGUCAUUGUUAAUAAAGAUCAAAGGGGACGAAAGGCUGUUGAGUAUUUAAUACAUUUUCAAGGAUGGAAUUCUUCAUGGGAUCGCUGUGUGACGGAAAAAUAUGUUUUAAAAGAUACCGAAGAGAACCGUCAGUUACAGAGAGAUCUUGCUCAGAAAGCUCAAUUACAACUUGGUGCAUACCUGUAUCGAAGAGAACGUAAAAAGAGAAGUCACAAAUCGUCGGAACGGUUGGCAGGUUCAGGAACGGAAUCACGAUGUAAACCUAAAAGUACUUGUAGUCAUGCAACUUCCGUUACAACUGGGUCGUCUGAAGAUGGUAGUUCCGGCUUACAUGAUGACUAUGACACAGAGGGUGCUAUAACAGAGGAAGAAACGGAAAGUAGUUCUGAUUACACGGAAGAAACCAGUGAUGAUGAUGACAGUGGAGGAGGUAGUGUCGGAGGUCAGUCUGGUGGUACUGGAUCUUGUGUGGAUCUUGAUAUUGGCCCUACUUUAAGACAUAUUUUGGAACAAGAUUAUGAUCUUAUUACUCAUAAGAAGAAGCUCGCUGUAUUACCUGCUCAACCAACAGUAAUAAAUAUUUUAGAGUCAUGGGUGCAACAUUUUACUACUUUACAGCUGACAGCUUUUGCAGAAAAAAAUCAAAGGGUAAAAUCAAAUGAUACCAUAGAUAAAGCAGUAAAAGAUGCCAAUAUCUGUCGCCAGGUUGCAGACGGGUUACGUAUCUAUUUUGAUUUUACACUUCGUGAUCUUUUAUUGUAUAAACAAGAAAGGGAGCAGUAUUUGUCAGUGAGAUCUCGUUUCCGGUAUGCUGAAUUUGCACCUUCAACCAAAGAAGAAAUAAUUACCGAGGAGAAUGUAGACGUUUUUAUUAAAGAAGAACCAGAAGAUAUUGAAUAUGCUCACUUACCACCAUUUCGAGAACAAGAAAUCGAAAUUGAAAGCUCGCCUAAAUCUGCUCAUCUUGCAAAAAGGCGACUAAGGUCCUGCAGAGUAAGCUCCAUCGAAGAUGGAAGACAGUUACGUUGCUAUGAUGACAUAAAACAAGAACCAGGAAAUGUAUCAAGUAUGGCAAGUACAAGUUCUCGCUGUUCUAGCCCACGAAGCGUAACUUUAAAAGUUCCACACAUACUUUCGGCUCAAGUAAGCGUACUUCUUCAGCAGUCGAAUAAAUGGAGGCUUUUACCAGAGACAGCAAUAAAUAGUGAUUCAUUGUGGCCGUCAACAUACUAUGGUGCCAUUCAUCUGACACGUCUUUUUGCUAAAUUACCAGAUUUAUUACAAUCUUCAGACAUAUCUGUCAAGAAACUGAAAACACUGUUAAAACAUUUAGAUAUGUUUUUAAGUUAUUUGGAGUUACACCAAGAGUGGUUUGGAGAACAAUUUUAUACGAGUGCGGAAAAUCAGAACCUAGAGUUACCGGAAAGCCCCUGAAAAAUACAUUCUUUUUGUGUUGUGAGUCAUUAAAUAUAUUUUUGUGAAUACUAGAUAAUAAGGUAUUAAACAAUUUUUUCUUUAAAAUCAAAGUUUCUAUUUAAACAGAUGUAGGGUAGUCGAGUAAUUAUUGGGAUCUUUUCUAUUUCUAUUUUCAGUUCGUUUUUAAAACGCAUUUAUAUUUACAUAACAAUCGUGCUAUAUUACAAUUGCUUUUAACCAAUAAUCGAAAAGAGAUGUAAAAAUUGUACACACAUGUACAUAAUAUUCAUUGGUACAUUCUAUGUAACUGUAUACAACCACGAUAAUAUUAUUAAAGCUCGGAAAUUA
Molecule: messenger RNA, 2033 nt
Organism: Orussus abietinus
Lineage: Eukaryota; Metazoa; Arthropoda; Insecta; Hymenoptera; Orussidae
Gene: msl-3
Product: male-specific lethal 3 homolog
Exons: 10
Coding region: 159-1703 (514 amino acids)
Biological process (GO): chromatin organization; regulation of DNA-templated transcription
Cellular component (GO): nucleus; MSL complex; NuA4 histone acetyltransferase complex
Source: RefSeq, a predicted model, not a curated record